Molecule: messenger RNA, 402 nt
Organism: Echinostoma caproni
Lineage: Eukaryota; Metazoa; Platyhelminthes; Trematoda; Plagiorchiida; Echinostomatidae
Source: the annotation of a GenBank genome assembly
AUGUUUGUUUCCUAUGUUUUGCUUGCCGUGUUGAUCCAAGUGCGUGCGGAUAUGGAAAAGUUUCGCGAAGAGGCUCGUCUGACCAAGCAUCAAUUGAGCAUCACAGACCAAGCACUACAACAGUCCGAAACCAAGCGUAUACAGCUUAGCGAACGCAUCAGUCACCUGGAACAGGAAAUUAAAUCAUACGAGUCGUUGAAACAGCGAAGCCAGACCGCCGUGGCCGGACUACAAAAGGUCGCGCGUGAGUCUCAGGAUCAAGUGAUUCAGUUGGAAACACGUUUGCGUGUGCAGCAUUUAGAAUUCUCCACCACCUCACGUUGGCUCUACGGCCCACAAUUGAGCUUUUUCAAGAUCAAACUGGAUGAAAGUCUGCCAAGUCUUAAAUUUCGACAUUCGUAG